UUUAUUUUGAAACGAAAACAAAAGUACAUAGUACCAUAUUUCAUCCAUUAAGAAGGGGAAUCAUUUUGUGUGCUCUUACUGCCUGUUGUAUAUAUGCAUGAUUUCUGCAACUUUGUGCUGAGAGCUUUUGCAUACAGUGAGUAGUGAACCAGAGGAAGAAGGGAAGCAACAUAAUGGAGGUUGAUGAGCAAGGUUUCUUAGAGGAAUUACUGAGCUUAAGGAGAGAAAGUUGGGAAACCUUUCCUCCACAAAUGAAUGCCACUACUGAUGAUGAAAUGAUGAUGCUGUCCAAUGGAUGGAGUACUUUCAAUUGCUUCAACGAGAUGAUGAUUACUAAUAACCCGCAAAGUUUGCAUUGUUUCCCACCGAGUCCGUCAUUGUUCGGAGAAAUGUCUUCGACAAAGUCACAACUCGAUCUUGUUUCUUCAUUCAAUGAAAUGAGUGUCCCAUUUGGAGAAGAUCUUAGCUUUAUAUUGCCAGAGAUAGACAACUUCACUUUUGAGCAAAAGCAAGAUGCAGUACCAACUCCAUGGUUCAUAGAGCAACAGGAUGAUCAAAUAGUUUUACCUAGUCCUUUAUUAUGCAAUGAUCAUCAACCUCAAAAGCUAAUCGAAGAUGAGAACAAUGACACAAAUCUUAAACUUGAGCAAGUUCAUCAAGCUAGUGCUAGUGAGAUUCAAGUAUUUGAAACGGGUUUAGAGAGAAAGACGACUAAGGUGAAGAAAGUUGAAGGACAACCAUCAAAGAAUCUAAUGGCGGAAAGACGGCGAAGAAAACGACUAAAUGACCGCCUUUCGAUGCUCCGUUCCGUUGUUCCUAAGAUUAGCAAGAUGGACAGAACAUCUAUACUUGGAGAUACUAUUGAUUACAUGAAAGAAUUACUUGAUAGAAUCAAAACAUUGAGAGGAGAAAUCGCUGAAAUGGGUGGUUCAACAAACAAUUCAAUGGAUAUCUUUAAGGACAUCAAGUCAAAGGAGAUUCUCAUAAGAAAUACUCCCAAGUUUGAAGUAGAUAGGAGGGAAAUGGAUACUCGAGUCGAGAUUUCAUGUGCAGGGAAACCAGGGUUGUUACUGUCGACCAUGACUGCCAUUGAAGCAUUAGGACUUGAGAUUCAACAGUGUGUUAUAAGCUGUUUCAGUGAUUUUGCAAUGCAAGCUUCAUGUUCAGAGGAAUUGGAGCAAACAAAAAUAAUAAGCUCUGAUGAAAUAAAACAAGCAUUAUUCAUUAGUGCAGGUUAUGGAGGAAGAUUUCUUUAGAGACACACCAACAGAUGUAGUAGUACGACUCGAUUUCUCCGGUUGCGUUUGUUUUUUGCUGAGUUUUUGCACAUAGUUGCAUCUGAAUUUGACUCGAUCUGAGUGUGACCCAUAAUUAGACUCAUUUUAACUCGGCCAUAUGGGGAAAAAAAAUUUAUCAUGUAUAUCAUAUCGUUUUUGUUAAAUUAGAUGAAUUUUGACAAACUGAGGGUUCUCCAACCUAACUUAUACAUCUCGGAGUUUUGAGUCUAAUUUCAUGUCGACUUAGACCUGAGUCAAAUUUUGAUGCCGAGUCAGUAAAAAACAAACGCGGCUUCUAAGUGUAUUAUUUUAUUUUUCCCUGUAAUAGUUUCCAAUUUUUACUAAUAAGUGAAUGUAAUCCCGACGAGGGGCAUCACAUUUUUUUUCCUAGGAUAAUAAUUUGAUGUUCUAUAUAAGGAGAGAUUGUUUUACAGUACCCUGCUCUUUGCUGUUUUUAGA
Papaver somniferum (opium poppy) is the source of this 1736-nucleotide messenger RNA. Its product is annotated as transcription factor bHLH93-like. Gene Ontology annotation, biological process: regulation of DNA-templated transcription. The transcript is spliced from 4 exons. Bases 174 to 1256 code for a protein of 360 amino acids. Lineage: Eukaryota; Viridiplantae; Streptophyta; Magnoliopsida; Ranunculales; Papaveraceae. Gene Ontology annotation, molecular function: DNA-binding transcription factor activity; sequence-specific DNA binding; protein dimerization activity. The record is from RefSeq and is a predicted model, not a curated record. Gene Ontology annotation, cellular component: nucleus.